AUGCAGGUGGUAUCCUACAAUCUCACCAAGAACUGGAGGAAACUGCGCAGCGGGCUGGGCGACGUGCUGGACCACUCCAGCCCGGCCUACCGCCAGCUCAUGGCCAUCGGGUACAACGGCCACCGCGAGCUCACCGCGGUACUGGUGCACGCCGGCCGCGGCCUCAACAUGGUGGACGGCUCCGGCGACAACCUUCUCCACGGGGCGGUCGCCGGCGGACAGCUGCACUUGGUCGAGGAGCUGCUGGACGCCGGGGCUGGCAUAGAGUCGCGCAACGCCUGGGGGAACGCGCCCUUGCACCUCGCCUGCAAGUACCGGAGGCUCGAGGUGGCGCGGUACCUGUGGCGCCGCGGAGCUGACGUCGACGGCAUCGACAACGACAAGCGCUGGGCGGGGCUGGCACGCGCUGCUGACCAAGGGUACCUGGAGAUCGUGCGGUUCAUGAUCGAGGAGGCCAGCGCCAACACGACUCUGAAGGACCGUGAGGUGUUGACGCCCUUGGAGCUGGCGCGUCGCAAGGGCCACAAUGUAGUCGCUGAGUACCUGUUACAGUUUCCGCACUAG
Messenger RNA from Bacillus rossius redtenbacheri, 564 nucleotides. RefSeq names its product serine/threonine-protein kinase TNNI3K-like. Gene Ontology annotation, molecular function: protein binding. The coding region runs from base 1 to 564 and encodes 187 amino acids. The transcript is spliced from 2 exons. NCBI's taxonomy places the organism in Eukaryota, Metazoa, Arthropoda, Insecta, Phasmatodea, Bacillidae. The record is from RefSeq and is a predicted model, not a curated record.